UUUGAAAAAAAAAAACAGAAAAGAAACAGCAGAGCCCUUCCUUCUUUCGACGUCUCUCUUUCCUUCUUUCCUUUUUUAUUAUCAUCAAAUUAAUUACUACAAAAUAUCAUCCAUUUCAAUCUCUCUCUCUAUAUCUCUAUCUACGAAUUCAAACACUCUCUCUCUCUCUCUCUCUCUCUCUCUCAAUCAACCAGGUAAAGAAGAAGAAGAAGCAGAAGCAGAAGCAGAAGAAGAAGAAGAGUAAAGAUGAGUGGCGUACCAAGAAAGCAAAACCUCAACCCCAAGGUUCGCGUCAUUGCCAAAAUCAGAGGUUCCUCACAUCUUGACGGUCUUUCAACUUCUUGGAUUUCCGUUCACAAUAACAUACGUGACGGCAUUUUUUCUCACUCUCUCACUUUUUCUCUUGGAGACCGACCAGUUGCUACCAGUGGUGGUGGUGGUAGGAAGGAGGCUUAUGUGGUGGAUUAUUGCUACGAACAAAACGAGAAAAAUGAUUUGGUUUUUGAAAGAGAAGUUAAGCCUUUUAUUAAUGAAGUUUUUGAUGGCCGUAAUGCCACGAUUAUUGCUUGUGGAGCAAGGGGCACUGGAAAAUCCUACCUCUUUCAGGGUACGGAUGAUGAACCGGGUCUGACAGUGUUGGCUGUGGAUGAAAUGCUUCGAUUGGCUGCGGAUAACGGGAAGUCCAUUGCCGUUUCCUUUUAUGAGGUUGAUCAAGAUCAUCAUGUCAAAGACUUGUUGGAUCCCAAUCGACAACAAGUUUUUGUAUUGAAGGAUGCUCAUGGAAAAACACAAUUAAAAGGACUUUCUCAGGUUUCGGUGACAUCCGUGUCUCAAUUUCACAAUUUCUAUGGUGGUGGGACUAAUCCACGUAAAUCGAUUCAGAAAGCAGUGACUGAACUUCCCAAGAGAAGUCAUAAAGGGUUGAUAGUAUAUGUAUCGUCUCAUGGUGGAGAAAAGUUGGACGUUUCUGUCAGCAAAUUGAAUUUUGUUGACUUGGCAGGUUAUCAGGAUGCUAGAAGGAAGAGUAUUGAUGGACAUAAUUUGGUUGAGAGUACAAGGAAUAUUAAUAAGUCCAUUCAUGCCAUUCAUAAUGUUGUUUACUCUUUGAAAGCUAAUGAAACUCAUGUGCCAUACCGGGAAAGUAAGAUCACUACCAUGUUGCAAGAUUCACUAGGAGGGGCUGGCAGAAUUUUGAUGGUCACUUGCUUAAACCCAUCUUUUUGCCAAGAAUCUAUUUACAUGGUGAAAUUAGCAUCUCGUUCUUGUCAAGGAAGUAGUUGGGCUAUCACAGACUCCACAAAGAAAGCCAACAGCUCAGCAAGACCAAUGGUGCCUUCUUCACAUAAUAGCCGGAUGCUUGGUAGUGUUUCCACAUCUGUGAAGAAACAAAUUGUGUCUCGAGGGCACAUUUCUGGAAAAAAAGCACACUGUUCAACUUCCACACUGAAAGCUAGGAAACUGUUUGAUGAGUCAAGUGAUUUGAUAUCUCAGAAGAUUACUGUGCAGCCAAGUUCCUCAAACAAUGUUCCAACAGUUGAAUCUGUUAUGCAUGAAGCGGACCAGCUCACUUCAAAUGUUGCCAAAGAAGCAUCAUCUUUGGAAGUAGAAGGUGUAUCAUUGUUCACUCAUGAGGAUUCAAACUCUGUUUCUGUGGAUGUUUCUCCUGUAGCAGCAAUUUCUAGUACUUGUGAAACUACAAUACUUGAUAAGGAAGUUUCUCCUGUAGCAGCAGUUUCUAGUACUUGUGAAACUACAAUAAUUGAUAAGGAAGUUUCUCCUGUAGCAGCAGUUUCUGUUACUUGUGAAGCUACAAUACUUGAUAAGGAAGCUUCUCCACUAGCUAUUUCCAGUACUUGUGAAAUUACCGUACUUGAUAAGGCUGACGAGGACCAAAACAAAACUGUGCUUUACACUGGAGAGUUAUCUAUGUUCAAUGAAGGUAAAAAAAUAGACAAGGAAAACAACAGUUCAAUUGUCAAUCAAGGUGGAUCGCCACCCAUUAGCGCACAAUUGCAAGAACUAUCAAACAGUUUGAAGUUACUAUGUUCCUCAACCCCAUCGUGCAUGGAUAUAACACUAAAAAAUGAUGCAUUUCACAAUCAAACUUCAACUGAUAUCGGGGAACCAACAACUCCCAGUUCAAGUAUGAGAGUAACAAAUAGGGAAAUUACAAGCUUUUGUAGUCCAUGGGAAAAAUUCAACGCCCGCAGCACUGGGAUGAAGAACUCACUUGUUCAAGAUUAUCUUAGAUUGUUGAACACAGCUGACAAGGAAGAAUUGAGGAAAUUGAAGGGUAUUGGAGAAAAGAGAGCUACUUCCAUCCUUGAACUUCGAGAAGAUUGUCCAGAGCCAUUUAAGAAUCUUGAUGAUUUGAAAGACAUCGGACUCUCAGCCAAGCAGUGCAGGUAAAAGGAUGGCUUAAAAAGGAAGUUGGGGGACUCUUUGAUUAGCAUGGCAGCUAUGAUUAAUAUGUUGGUUUGGAAGAUAAUUUACUUUGGGCAACCGAAAGUUGCUUUGAAACUUAAUUAGAAUUGAUUGUAAAGUGGUUACUAUAUAUAUAUAAAUUUGGCAUGCAUUAUUAUUCA
This is a messenger RNA of Populus trichocarpa (black cottonwood), 2585 nucleotides long. Its product is annotated as kinesin-like protein KIN-10C. Gene Ontology annotation, cellular component: microtubule; kinesin complex. Lineage: Eukaryota; Viridiplantae; Streptophyta; Magnoliopsida; Malpighiales; Salicaceae. Gene Ontology annotation, biological process: microtubule-based movement. The coding region runs from base 247 to 2409 and encodes 720 amino acids. The record is from RefSeq and is a predicted model, not a curated record. Gene Ontology annotation, molecular function: ATP hydrolysis activity; microtubule binding; ATP binding. The transcript is spliced from 21 exons.